CGUCGCGGGCUGAGGCGGAGGGACGGGGCCAAGAUGGCGGCGCCCGUCCUGCUGCGGGUGUCGGUGCCGCGCUGGGAGCGGGUGGCGCGGUCCGCCGUGUGCGCCGCCGGCAUCCUGCUGUCCCUGUACGCCUGCCACCUGGAGCGCGAGAAGGGCCGCGACAGCCACUACCAGGCCCUGUGCGACCUCAGCGAGCGGGUGCGCUGCUCCGCCGCCAUCACCUCCAGAUGGGGUCGAGGAUUCGGUCUCUUGGGUUCCAUCUUUGGAAAGGACAGUGCAAUAAAUCAGUCCAACAGUGUUUUUGGCCUGGUGUUUUAUAUACUACAAAUGCUACUUGGUAUGACAGCAAGUGCAGUAGCAGCUCUGAUCCUCAUGACAUCCUCCAUAGUGUCUGUAGUAGGGUCCCUGUACUUGGCAUACAUCCUGUACUUCGUGCUGAAGGAAUUUUGCAUUGUCUGCGUGCUCACAUAUUUGCUGAACUUCAUUCUCUUUAUCAUCAACUACAAACGACUAGUUUAUUUGAACGAGGCCUGGAAGAGGCAACUCCAACCCAAACAGGAAUAACCCCUGCUGGAACUUUUGACUGACAGUCUGAAGACCCAACUUCCAUUAAGUUUAUUUUGCAGUAAUUUUUUUAUUCUCCAUAUCAGACACUUUUUGCCCCCCUCUUUCCCCCCCCCCCCCCACCACGAGAAUCAUAAUGGA
Messenger RNA from Zonotrichia leucophrys gambelii, 705 nucleotides. It is a transcript of the gene VKORC1L1, whose product is annotated as vitamin K epoxide reductase complex subunit 1 like 1. Gene Ontology annotation, biological process: peptidyl-glutamic acid carboxylation; vitamin K metabolic process. The transcript has 3 exons. NCBI's taxonomy places the organism in Eukaryota, Metazoa, Chordata, Aves, Passeriformes, Passerellidae. The coding region runs from base 34 to 564 and encodes 176 amino acids. Gene Ontology annotation, molecular function: vitamin-K-epoxide reductase (warfarin-sensitive) activity. The record is from RefSeq and is a predicted model, not a curated record.